UCCCUCCCUAAACAUGAGCGUCUGGUGGAUCUCCACGGCUCGGUGAUUGACCACACGUACGGUGGGGGCUCCAGCAUCGCUGUGCUGCUCAUAAUGGAGAGGCUUCACAGAGACCUCUACACAGGCCUGAAGGUAACCAGCAGACUCACAUAUCUACCAUGUACUCUAAUAUAGCUCUUCUAGCACAGGUCUACCUGAUCCCAUGCCUCAGUCUCUCCUUUUCCUCUCUCUCUCUCUCGCCCUCUCUCCCAGGCUGGUUUAUCACUAAAGGAGAGACUCCGGAUCGCUCUGGACGUGGUGGAAGGCAUUCGCUUCCUGCAUGGUCAGGGGCUUCUGCACCGAGACAUCAAACUAAAGAAUGUUCUAGUGAGUGAGGGUUAAAGGUGCUUUCUCCAAUUAUGCUGAAUGUGUAACACUAGUGUGGGUCAUCACAUUGUCAAAUCAUAUCAUUUCAAUUGUUUCCAUUGAUUUAAUUUUAGACUUAGUUCUAAUGCUGAACUGAGUUCAGCUGUGGUCAUGGCUGACUGGCCACAGUAGAAACUCUAUUAAGCACCACCCACACCAAUGAAUUCCUCAUUAUUUCAUCAUUCACAUUCCGCCUGUGCUGCUUAAUUGGUUAUGUAAGAAUAGCCCCUCCCUGCCUACACAGUAUGAUGUUUGGCGGUGGCACGAAAUGGCUGGGUUUUAAUGAAUAAACAAGUUGUAGGUGUGUCGAGGUUUGGCCCCUCACUGGCCAAUCAGAACAUGCUCCAUGGCUAAAUAUGUGGUUGCUUCAUAUUGUGUAUUUACGGUCUUUACGGUCUUCUAUGUAUUGCGUUCUCAUAAACUCAAAUUCCAAUGUUAGUCCAUUAUAGCCUAGUUUGUUAAAUAGCCUGCCCAUAUUUGCUAAAUAUGGUGAACAUGUUCUAAUUGCAUUGCUUCAAUAUGGAAAUACAUUGUUAAACAUAGGUUAGAGCAUUCACGCUGAUUUAGGGGCUAGGCAUACUGUAAAUUGCAGUCUGGACAUGCCAAACGUAGUCAUUAAGCAAGAUAACAUUCACUAGGCUAUUGAUAAGGCCUGAAAAGACAGUGUAUAAUUCUAAUCAAAUUCUGAUAAAAACUAAACAACUUGUUUUAAAUAGGCUAUGACUAAAUAUAGUUACAGGCACCAUAAUUGCUCCUUGUGGGCGUAUAAUACAUACAAGGCAACUUAAAAAGGUUAUACAUUUUAGUCAUUUAGCAGAAGCUCUUAUCCAGAGCGACGUACAGUUAGUGCAUUCAUCUUAAGAUUGCUAGGGGGGACAACCACAUCACAGUCUUGGUAAGUACAUUUUUCCUCAAAGUAGCUAUCAGCAAAGUCAGCUAGGGAGUUCACGCACAUCCAAACAUUUCACAGAAGCUGGAUAAAGAUCCAAUAUAAAGAGAAAGGGGGAAUGUCCACUCACCGUUAUACUGCUUGCAAAUGUAAUGUUUUAAAAACAUAAUGGAACCAUCUUACAGAUCAUAUUUCCACUUUUCCAGAAAUAGCAGACAAAAUGUCAUUGCAUUUGAGUCAUGUAUUUCUCACCAUAAACCCAUGGACGUGAAUCUUUCCAAGUUUGUUUUUCGUUUAAUUUGAUUAUAAAACAAUCUGCUUUUUAAACCAACAACAAUAUUUGUACGUGUGAUCGGGUCAGAAGCAUGAUAUCAUGAAUCGUUUCUCUUCCAUUGCACUGUGUGCUGCAACGUGGUCUCAGAGCAUUUCUUAUUAUUCUGUACGUAAAUCCGAGAUGCUCCAUUUAGUAUGAUAUGUUAUGUUUCCAUAAAAAAAAAAAAUGUUUCCUAUGGUACCUAUUAAUUUGUGGAUGUCCAUCACCCAUUUUGUAUGAUAUGUUACGGCUUACAAUUCAUAUUAUAUGUUACAAAUUUGCUAGCUGGCUAACGUUAGCUAGUCUAGGGGUUAGGAUUAAGUUUACGAGUUAGGUUAGGGGAAGGGUUAGCUAAAAUGUUAAGUAGUUGCAAAGUAGUUGGAAAGUUGCUAAUUAGCUAAAAUGCUAAAGUUGUCCUUGAUGAGAUUUGAUUCGCGACCUUUGGGCUGCUAGACAUUCACAUUAUACCAUCUGUCUUAUGCUGCUAGUCAUUCACAUUAUACCAUCUGUCUUAUGUAACCAUACCAAACGUAACAUAUCGUACUAAUUUGACUGUCCCGGAUUUACAUUUACCAUGUUACGUCUAGUCUGAGACCAGGCUGUGUUCACAAGUAGGCUUACAUGUCUUUACGUGUAACAUUCGCAGGUCUAUACAAAAUACUUGGCUCGUGUCAAUUGUAUCGAUCCCUGUGUGUGAGGCAGAUUAUAAAACAAAUCUGCUGUUGAUAUGGCAUUAUAGGAGGUUUGAAUAGUUUGGAGGAGCACACGUCUGGUAAUCGGAUGAGGAGUGCUCUUUGAAAAUGGGGAUGGAUAGAAUACUCGAACAAGCGAAAUGAAUUAUGCCAAUUUGUGAAUAGUGAAAAAGCAUGAGGGCAAAAACCAAAAAUAUUUAAAAGCACUCUCAGUAGACCAUUUAAACCCCCUUUCUUCAUAGACUAUUUGGCUAAUGGCCUGGUUAAAAAGAAGCACCUAUGCGAUGCUGCUAAACCAGCCUUGAUUGAGGGGAGGGUAGGCUAUGCUUGGUUUUUGAUCAAGUGAAAGAAAUCAAGUGACCUUAAGUGUAUGCUUUUCUGACUUUGUGUAUGACAUGAGAAAACAAUAUUUAUGGUCCUGACCUGUCACGUCUUGUACAUAUCUUGCCAAAAGUGUUCCUAAUGUGUUCCGGUCCUCUGGCCCUCCCUCAGUUGGACAAGCAGAACCGGGCCAAGAUCACAGACCUGGGCUUCUGUAAGCCAGAGGCCAUGAUGUCUGGCAGCAUCGUAGGAACCCCCAUCCACAUGGCCCCUGAGCUCUUUACAGGUCAAAUAUCCUGCUACUCAGUCAUAGUAUUGCAUCAUAGACCACCUCUCAUUCUAGGCUCUUUGAUUUAACCCCAAGUCUGACCUCUCUCUUUCUUCAGGAAAGUAUGAUAAUUCUGUGGAUGUCUAUGCCUUUGGAAUCCUGUUCUGGUAUCUCUGCACUGGCUCCGUCAAACUCCCAGAGUCCUUUGAGAAAUGCUCCAGCAAGGACCAGUUGUGGAAUAAUGUUAAAAAAGGUAAUGUAGAAUUCCAGCUUAAGCAAACCCACAGCUAAAAUACUAAUUCAAACUGAAUAUGAUCAAGACCAAAUAGCUUGUUGUAACAUUUGUCUUUUAUCCAGGACUUAGUGUGUCUGUGUAUUUUUGUGUUUGUGCAUGUGUGUGUGUAGUUUGUCUGUUGACUGAAUUAGGCUAGAGAGCUGCCAGGGCCUCAUUUGUGCCCAUGUUGUUUGCAGGCGCGAGGCCUGAGCGGUUGACCGGCUUUGAUGAGGAAUGCUGGCAGCUGAUGGAGGCCUGCUGGAAUGGAGACCCUUCCCAGAGGCCCCUGCUCGGCAUCGUAGAGCCCAGCCUGCAAAGCAUCAUGGUACGGCUCUGUAAAUGUGGCUCGCAUCAGAAGAGCAACAGCCUGGAGGACUCAAAC
This is a messenger RNA of Coregonus sp. 'balchen', 3544 nucleotides long. Lineage: Eukaryota; Metazoa; Chordata; Actinopteri; Salmoniformes; Salmonidae. The record is from the annotation of a GenBank genome assembly.